Molecule: messenger RNA, 3462 nt
Organism: Amyelois transitella
Lineage: Eukaryota; Metazoa; Arthropoda; Insecta; Lepidoptera; Pyralidae
Gene: Ttc30
Product: intraflagellar transport protein 70A
Exons: 2
Coding region: 1505-3448 (647 amino acids)
Biological process (GO): intraciliary transport
Cellular component (GO): intraciliary transport particle B; axonemal microtubule
Molecular function (GO): protein binding; intraciliary transport particle B binding
Source: RefSeq, a predicted model, not a curated record
UCUAGUUAUAUAUAAAUUUUUGAAUGAAAUAGGCACGAAAUGCAUUUGAGUGUGACCUGCAAAGCCAAGAAUUUCUUCACUAUGGCGAAAAUUAAAAGAAACUGAGUUAUAUAUACUAUGAAAAUCAGUUUAGUUUUCCUAUCAUAGUUUUAAUAUCAAUGGCAAAUAGUUUAUAUCACUGUCAUUUAAUCCGAACUUGACCUUAACUAUAUCAAUGAUAUAUUUCGACUUAACACUUGAUUUUGAUCAGGAUGGUACAAACAAGGUUAACUAGUUAUGUGUUGAAGUUAAAUGAUAAAGAUUAUUAUCUUGAUUUAGAUUAAGGAAUAUCCACUAGAAUAGGAUCCUUUAACUAAAGGGUACUCCAAGACUUUGCAUGAAAAGAUUUGAAGCAAAAGCUGAUCAAAGCAUCAAGUGGAAUAAAUGAAAAUAAAUUAUACAUAUAUAUAAUCACGUCUAUAUCCCUUGCGGGGUAGACAGAGCCAACAGUUUUGGAAAGACUUAUUGGUCACUUUCAGCAAUACUCAUAUUUACUACUUAUAUAUCUAUAACUCAUAUUAUUCAAAUAAAAAAUUUAAUUUGAUGUACUGUCUGCCUACCUCUUCAGGAAAAAGACGUGUUAAUAUUUAAUGUCCUAGUCCGAAAAGAUGAAAGAAAAAAAUAAAAUCAGAUUUAUUUCUUCCAUCAUUCUUACUUCCAUACCAAGAUUAUAGGACAGGUCAUAAUGGAAAAUAGUCUUUUCCUUAUUUAUACAUAUGUAUUUUAUGUGUUUCUUUAUAUUUAUAAUUUAUGAUAUAAUGGACUUGAACUUUUUGUUUAUUUAUUGUGUAAACAUUAAAACUUUACAUUUUGUGUUUGUUACCAAAACUGUAAGUCUGCUUUUGAUAAAACUUAAAUGAUUUUGUACAUAUUUAUUUAUUUAUGUAUAGCUAUAUUUGAUGCAAAAAUACAUUAUGAAGUUUAAAACAGUAUAAUAUUAAAAAAUCUUUUAUAUUAACCCUUAACAUAGCAUCCCAAAGAAAUGUUAUUAUACCAAGGUCCUUUAACAAGAACAAUUGUCAAUUAGUCAUUUCUAAAUUUGCAUGAACUCCAUAAAUAAGACAAAUAGAUAAAACACAAUAAUCUGGCUUUAUCAUUUAAUGAUCAAUAUGUCCGAAAUGUCCGAUUUAAAACAUUGUUAAAUUACUGAUAAAGGGUUGUAGAUUCGUAAAAACUGAUACCGCAAAUGCAGACAAACAUUUGAAAAGACGUUGGUUAUUUUCCUAUUGAUUUCAUUCUAACACUGUGUAUUUCCAAUUAAAUUUUAUAUUUGUAUGCCGAAUUUGAUCUAUGAACGAAGUAUGCAGGUAAUAUUCUGGCCUCUGGGUUUGUUCUUUAGUCAGGUCAAAAUGGAAAAUGACACAUACUCAUAUUAUACAUCAAGUCUUUGUCCAGGGGUUCAAAGUGUCAAUAGUCUCCAGACUCUGUAAGGCCAUGUGUUACUAUGUGUAACUAGUUGGCUUAAAUGAUUGAGAUAAAAGAAGCCAGAUACGACGAUGCCAUCAAAGCUCUUAACGACGCCAUGAAUUUCAACCCAAACCGGGCAGGACUCUCUCUGCUUGGGUAUUGCUACUUCAGAACCCAAUCUUUCGUAGAGGCUGCUAACUGCUAUGAACAACUGAUCGCCAUGCACCCAGAUAUACCAGAAUACAAAUUAUAUUUUUCACAAGCCCUUUAUGAAGCAUCUAUGUUUGAUGAAGCCUACAAAGUAACUGUACAAAUAACAGCGCCCGAAUUGGAAAGGAAAGUCAUCAAGUUACAGUCUGCAAUAAAAUAUGGCGAAGAAGACACUAUAUCGGCUAAAAGUUUGGUCGAUUCUUAUCCAAUGGAAGAUCCAGAUAAGGACAUAAAUCUGGGAUGUUUAAUGUUUAAGGAUAAUCAAUACGAAGAAGCUUUGCAGAAGUUCUCUAGAAGUCUCAAUGUUCUAGGAUUUAACGCGCAUCUUCAUUACAACAUAGCGCUUUGCUAUUUUCGCCUUAAAGAAUACCCACAAGCCUUAAAACACAUCACCCUUGUAAUUGAAAGGGGCAUCCGUGAUCAUCCGGAGUUAGCUGUAGGUAUGCAAGCCGAAACAUCUGAAGUUAAAUCAGUUGGAAAUACUCUUACUCUACAUGAAACGGCACUCACUGAAGUAUUUAAUCUUAAAGCCGCAAUUGAGUACCAAUUGAAGAACAUAGAAGCCGCAAGGGAAGCGCUAAGUGAUAUGCCACCGAGGCAUGAACAUGAAUUAGAUGCGGUUACAUUACAUAAUUUAGCUCUAACUUCUAUUGAUAUAAAACCAACAGAUGGUUUCGAAAAACUGCAUUUCUUAUUGCAACAGGAUCCAUUUCCACCAGAAACUUUCGCUAAUUUAUUACUUUUGUACUGUAAGUUUGAGUAUUACGAUUUGGCAGCAGAUGUUUUGGCUGAAAAUGCUCAAUUUACAUAUAAAUAUUUGACGCCUUAUUUAUAUGACUUCUUGGAUGCUAUAAUAACAAGCCAAACUUCUCCGGAGGAAGCAUUUCAGAAAUAUGAAGAUAUCGCAUCAAAGCAUGCUGAACAACUAAGGAAACUCACUAAAGUAGUUCAAGAAAGUCGCUCACAAGGAGAUAACGAUCAGGUUAAGAAAGCUGUAGUGGAAUAUGAAGAAGCUUUAGAACGAUAUAUUCCAGUUGUCAUGGCCCAAGCAAAAAUCUACUGGGACAUGGAAAAUUAUAGUCAAGUCGAAAAGAUAUUUCGAAAAUCAGUUGAAUUCUGCAAUGAAUCGGACGUUUGGCGUCUAAACGUAGCUCACGUUCUAUUUAUGCAGGAAAACAAAUACAAGGAAGCUGCUAGUUUUUAUGAACCGAUAGUAAAAAAGCAGUACGAUAACAUAUUAGACGUAAGUGCUGUCGUUCUAGCAAACUUAUGCGUAUCUUAUAUAAUGACAUCGCAAAAUGAAGAAGCUGAAGAUAUCAUGCGUAAAAUAGAAAAGGAAGAGGAACAGCAAAUAUUCGAAGACCCCUUAAAGAAAUGUUAUCACUUGUGUAUCGUCAACCUUGUUAUAGGUACACUGUAUUGCGCUAAGGGCAACUACGAAUUUGGCAUAUCCCGAGUCAUUAAAUCACUGGAACCUUUCAAUAAACGUCUGGGAACAGAUACAUGGUUCUAUGCAAAGCGAUGUUUCCUAUCGUUUCUCGAAAACCUAGCGAAGCACUUGAUUGUCGUCAAAGAUAACACAAUCAAGGAUUGUCUUCAAUUCCUUGAGGGUUGCGAAACAUACGGCAGACGCGUGAGCACAGUUAUCGAGAGUCCUUUCCAGGAGGAGGACGCUAACACCAAAGCCAAACAAACGGUCACAUAUGAAGCACGUCUGCUGAGGUACAUGUUUUACAAGCUCCGCAACAUUGACGAUUCUGUAACUAUAAACAAAUAUGAGGAUUUAAAGUAACGCUAACCGGGUGG